This is a messenger RNA of Gavia stellata (red-throated loon), 2397 nucleotides long. Its product is annotated as tripartite motif-containing protein 10. The coding region runs from base 74 to 844 and encodes 256 amino acids. NCBI's taxonomy places the organism in Eukaryota, Metazoa, Chordata, Aves, Gaviiformes, Gaviidae. The transcript has 10 exons. The record is from RefSeq and is a predicted model, not a curated record. Gene Ontology annotation, molecular function: protein binding.
UAAAGUAAAAAUAAUAAUAAUAACCAUAACCAACAAUGUUGCGGGGAAAUUGUCAAGGUGCAGUUUGUAGGUGAUGCAAAACCACGAAAAAUUAUGGGGGGCAUUUUUAAGGUUUGUUUUUUCCUUUCUUUCCCCUUUUUCAGCGGAACAGACCGCACGGAUCGGUGAACUCACUACAGAGCUGGGAGAACGCGAUACCAAAAUCGAUGAACUGUCUGCAGAAAUCGAAAAACGCGAUAGAAGAAUUGAUGAACUCACUGCAGAGCUUGAGGAAUACAAAGCAAAAAUGCGAAAAUGCAUUGAAGAGCACAGGAAAGAGGAAGAAAAAAUGGCAAACGUGACGCUGGACCCAGAGACAGCCCACCCCCGCCUCAUCCUCUCCAAGGAUCAGAAGAGUGUGAGAUGGGAAUACAUGCUGCAGGAGUCUCCUGACAGCCCCGAGCGGUUUGAUGCCGAUCCUUGCGUGCUGGGUUGCGAAGCCUUCACCUCCGGGAGACACUACUGGGUGGUGGAUCUGGCAGAGGGACAGUACUGCGCCGUUGGGGUCAGCAAAGAGUCUCUGCAGAGGAAGGGACCCAUCAACUUUAAUCCCGAGGAAGGGAUCUGGGCAGUGCAGCAAUGGGGAUUUAAGAACCGCGCCCUCACCUCCCCUCCAACCCUCCUUAACCUGCCGCGGGUCCCCAGAAAGAUCCGCAUCUCUCUAGACUACGAAUGGGGAGAGGUGGCGUUUUUUGACGUCGAGAACAAAAUACCGAUCUUCACUUUUCCUCCGGCUUCCUUCGCUGGGGAGCGGAUCCGGCCGUGGUUCUGGGUGGAGUUGGGCUCGCUCUCUCUGGUCCGAUGACCCUUGCGUUCCUCCUUGUGCAGAGAGCUCAGCGCCGGCGGUGAGCGGGUGGCCUGAGGGGCAGGAGGAGUGGUGGAAGCACCUUACUCCAUCCAGACACCGACAGCUAGGUGGUUAAGAGCAGCAGGAUAGAGACCAGGAUAGAAAUGCUCUUGGGAAGAGCAGCGUCAAACCUCAGUUUCCCCCAUUCCCAGUCGAGUGCUCCAACUGUCAUCGUGCAAAGGAAAGGCAGCCCAUCCUGCAUGUCCUCAACAUAAGGUGGCAGAAGGUCUGGCCAGCCUCAGCCCUUGGCCCAAUGUCUCAUAGUUGUAGUUCCAGCACACAGGAACACCAAGUGACCCGCAGAGAGAUGUAGGCUCCUCCUUCAGUUGAUGGAAAGAGGUGGGCAGCAGGGUAAGUCACUGUUCACACUGCCUGCAUCACCCGAGUGGGAGUCCGGGCUCCCACCAGCAUUUUCUUCUCGUUGGUUGGUGGUUGACGUGUAGAUUUCAACCGUUUGAGCCGCUUUUAUAGUAGGCAGAGGGAAAUAAGCACUUCUGGUGGGCAACUCAUCUCAUCUAGACAUAGACAUCGAAACAGGACAGGCAAAUCGUGCUUUCCGUGUGCUUAUCUCUCUUGGUCAACUGUUGAAGGACUCUCUUCAUCAACUGUUGAAGACGUCUACACUUGGAAGAGAUUAAACAACUCGCCUUUGCCCAACCUGCAUACAAAUUCAGGCUCUUGGCCCUUGGCCAGAGAAAGGACGUGGCAAACCCUCCGCGCUCAUCCUCAGAGCUCCAAGGCACCUGGUCAAGGCUGUCAGCUUCAUGCACCAACACCUCCACGGGUUUCUUCCCCAAAUGCUCCGGCCACUGUGCUGCUGGUCAAGGCAUUGCUGCUGUAAUCCUUUAUACCAGAGCUGGACGCAGCCAUGUCCUCCGGCAGGACUAAAUUUGACUCUAAACCUGGCCUGGGCAGAUGAUCUUAUUCCAGCUGGGUUAGCCAGAGCCCGUGAGUUUAGCUCAGCCUUUGGGAGAAGAGAGAAGCUGGGAUUCAAGACCAAGCUGGCAUGAUGCCCUCAGGUGAAAAUCGGGGUGCCAAACAUCCAGACCACAUGGAUGAACGCUUUGAAGAGGCUCAGCCAGCAUGGAGCUCUGCAUCGUGUUGCCAUAAAGCUUCCAGUAAGGUACUGGGAGCUCUAAAAAUAGAUUCAUGGAGGGGGUCAAGCCAGUGCUUGAGAUCAGCAUGGGGCCAGCCGUCCGUGAAGGCAGGCGAUUAGGGACGCCACCGAAGCUGCUAGAGGGGAUGGACACCAUGGUCUUCACCUUUCACGACAUCUCACUGCACUUUGGUAGCACUGAUGAAUUCCUCGUUAAUCCCUGCUUGUUCUUAGCCACCUGUAAAGCCAUAAAUCUUGUCUCUUGUCCCACCAUGGGAUGGCCAACUGGUAGUUCCCGUCUGACAAUAAACCACUUGAGACUCUCCAGAGCAUUUGGUUUCUUUUCCCAGCCAGUUCGACGUAGAGCCCCCCUGGCCCUCUCAGGUGAUGCCUGCAGCCCCUACGCUCUCCCCUC